This is a messenger RNA of Frankliniella occidentalis (western flower thrips), 2021 nucleotides long. RefSeq lists its product as uncharacterized. Gene Ontology annotation, molecular function: ubiquitin protein ligase activity. The coding region runs from base 427 to 1782 and encodes 451 amino acids. NCBI's taxonomy places the organism in Eukaryota, Metazoa, Arthropoda, Insecta, Thysanoptera, Thripidae. The transcript is spliced from 7 exons. Gene Ontology annotation, biological process: protein ubiquitination. The record is from RefSeq and is a predicted model, not a curated record.
GGUGGUCUCUGGUCUGCUGCAGCUGCCGCCAGGUGCCGCCACCGCACCAUUCGAUGGCGCGGAGUAGCGCCAGUGUGGUGCAUGGUGGGGGUACCGCCGGCCGAUGCGAUGUCAGUUCGCGGCGAUAGCCGACACAGGUAAACAACAACACGCUGCUGCUGACCUUUCUGAUAAGUCAGUCCCAGCCUGGUCAGACACAUCCUCAGCUCAACCCGAGUGACUCGCCGAGGGGCUAGACCCGCCCGGAGGAAGUUUAUAGUGUUUAUAUAGUUUAUAUAGUGUUGAUAGUUUAGCGUGGUUUGGAGCAGACGCAUCACCCAGGCCAGAGUUGAGCGAGCCGCGCACCGCACGAGAGCGGAGAGGUUAGAGGACGAUCUGCCGAGCCCUCGCCCGACAAACGAAUUUUUCCCGUCACCAGCAAUAGCCAUGGAGUGCGACCUCUGCACCGAGCACCUCGACGGCGCCGAGCGGGUGCCCAAGGUACUGCCGUGCGGGCACUCGGCCUGCAUACAGUGCCUGCGGCGGCUGCCCGACGCCAGGUGCCCGACGUGCCGCCGGGACUUCACCGGCCCGCCGGAGGGACUCCCGACCAACUUUCUGGCGCUAAAGUUGCUUGAAGGACGCAGACUGGACAGGUGUCCCCUCGGCUGGUGCUCGGGCUGCCGCGCCGCCGCCACGCCCCGCUGCUGGGAGGACCACGACGUCGUGUCCGUCAGGAGUGCCAUGAGGCGCCAGCUGCAGGACGCGCUCCCGCAGGCCGCCGAGCAGCUCCAGGGCCUCCAGGACAAGUGCCCGGACGAGCAGGCCCUGCCCGCCCUCACCCUGCUGACGGGCGAGUCCUGGGCCGUGUCGCUGCGGGGUGGGGGCCGCGAGCUGACGGGCACCGUGCGCAACACCGAGGAGCCCCUCACCAAGGCGCUGUGGCUCCUGCUGGCGGCGAGGGCCGCGCUCACCGAGGAUCGAGUCGCUGCACGGGAUGCACCACCUGCAGCCGCACCCCCUGCAGCCGCACCCCCUGCUGCUGCACCCCCUGCAGCCGCACCCCCUGCAGCCGCACCCCCUGCUGCUGCACCACCUGCAGCCGCACCACCUUCCGAGGUGUGGCCCCCGCGUGAGAUGGAUGUGUCCGUGUCCAUUAAUUUCAGCCGCUGUCAACCCAAUGACAUGCGCCAGGAGAAGGCUGCCUUCCUGCGGGCCGCGCCAGGGGUGACGCGGCUGGUCGGUGUGUGCUGCUACCGUGACCCCGACUGGAGCCUCGAGCUGCUGCAGCGCGCCGCGCCCUCCGUGGAGCAGCUGAGUGUGGACGGCCCCCAAGCGGCCCACCUGCGUGCGGUGCUCGCCAUGCCGCGGCUCAGGAGGCUGCAAGUGUGGAAUGAUCGGCUGAUCGGCUCGCUCCCCGAGCUGGGCGCGCUCCCCGAGCUGGGCGCGCUCCCCGAGCUGGGCGCGCUCCCGCCGGGACACGCCGGCCUGAAGUGGCUCAGUGUGCACAUCCUCGGGUUCGACCAUCUGCCGGCCCUGCUGCAGGCGCACGGCCCCUCGCUGGAGGUGCUGCAGCUGCGGGCGGACUGCUCGAUGGACGACGUGUGGUGGAUGGAGCGCCCGCUGCUGGAGGAGUGCGGCCUGCUUGCGCUGCGGAAGCUCGUUCUGAUGAGGUUCGGUGCCGACCAUGAGGCGGGCCAGUGCGGCCAGCAGCGCGCCCAGCUGCGGCGGGCGCUGCCAGGGCCCGGGACUGAGGUCUUGUGCGACGUGUGUGACGGCGACGAGGUGCGGGAAGACUUCUAGGGGCGGCGAGCGGCGGGCGGCAGGGAGGACCACGCGGCGAGCAGCCGUCAGGGCCGCCGCCGGGCCGUGGCGGACGGGGACGGACUGAAAAUCUGGGAAUACUAAUGAAGCUGAGUUGGAAAACAGUACGGCAAGAUAUGCCCACAUUUGUAAUGAGACUAAAAGCACUAGGGACGGCAUUUGGACAUUUCAACCUAGUCUAUUAUUAAAGAAAGACAUAAGUUUCUAUCUGUUUUUGA